ACAUUGGCUAAAAAGCCCAGCCCACUUUCAAGCUCUUCUCUUCCGUCCACAUCUAUCGCUCUCACUCCAGUCCACAUCAUUAUCCAUUCCAUCAAGGUAGAGCGGCCAAAGCCAACCCACGUCUGGCCGGUCGUUCCGUUCCGCUACUGCUAUUUGUGUGUGAGUGAGCGCAGCGAGCUAACGAGGAUUGUGUGAGUCCUCGCCAAGGAUUAGUGGAGUUGGUUUGUCCUCAGUAGAUACAGUGUCGCGGCAGCUGCAGUUACAUCAAAGGCUUUAGCUCGCUCUUCCAGGUCACAUCAACGGGAACGUUGCUGGAUAAUAAUCGUUUGUUAUCCCUCUCCACUGUAAUAGCUGCUGCCAGUGCUGCUGCAGAUUCGCCUUUCCGUGGCAAAGGCUACAUUUUUCCGAACGGACUUAUAAAUGUCGGACCUCAUCGGAAUGAUGCACUGAAGAAAGACUAGGCUACAUGCAAGCGUCUGUCCAGAGGCUGCAGUAUAGCUGAGCGAUUGCAGCACACUGUUGACGAUUUUUUUUACGGUUCCACAGUCUAACAUCAGUGGUUGUCUGUAAAGGGAGAAUCGUGAAUUUCGAUCGCCCUGCGCUCGGCGAAAACAUAAUGGCCACUCUACUGCGGAAAAUUGGUCUGAUUCGUCUUCACGACCGGGACACAGAGGACCCCAAGCAUCACCAGGGCUCGCUAAAGGGGACCAAGGGGAACACCAAGAACACCAAGCAGCACUGUCAGACCACCAACGAGACCAACAACCUCCUCAGCACCCCCGAGAUCAAAGCGAAGAAGCUGGACCAGCACAACAGCAAGGACAAACCGUCCGUAAAGGAUAAGCAACAGGGCAAGGACGCCAAUGAGAAACAGCAGAUGGGAGGCGGAGGAGGAGGUGGGAUCGGGGUUGGAAAAUCAGCGACCAGUGCCUCAAUACCACCACUAGCCCCUCACCGGCAGCACUGCACCCAAGUCCGGACGAGGAGACUUAUGAAGGAACUCCAGGAGAUCCGGCGGUUGGGAGACAACUUUAUAACGGUCGAGCUGGUCGACGACAAUCUAUUUGACUGGAACGUCAAGCUCCACCAGGUGGACAAAGACUCCGCGCUGUGGCAGGACAUGAAAGAAACAAACACCGAGUUCAUUCUGCUGAAUGUCUCUUUCCCCGACAAUUUCCCGUUCUCUCCGCCAUUCAUGAGGGUGCUCACCCCCCGGUUGGAAAACGGGUACGUUCUGGACGGUGGAGCGAUAUGUAUGGAGUUGUUAACCCCACGCGGAUGGUCCAGCGCCUACACAGUGGAAGCCGUGAUGAGACAAUUUGCGGCAAGUCUGGUAAAAGGACAGGGGCGUAUCUGCAGAAAAGCAGGGAAGUCCAAGAAGGCGUUUAGCCGCAAAGAGGCGGAGGCCACCUUUAAGAGUCUGGUGAAGACCCACGAGAAGUACGGCUGGGUCUCCCCCCCUGUGUCUGACGGCUGAGGAGACGGGCCGGCCACGACGCUAGCUAGCCAUGCUAACCAUGACACACCACGCUAACUCGACUCCUCCUCCUUGACCAUACCACUCCACCGCUCCAGUUGUUUUCGGUUGCUUUGGGUUUUUUCUUCUUGUUGUUUUGAUCAGCUCACUGAGACUUCAGAAGGAACAAAUGAAGGAACGCUUGCCUACUUCGUCUUCACUUUGCCGAUAAUCGUCAUAAUCUCGUCAUCAUCAAACCUUCCUCCAGCGCUGCACUCCUCCCUCCCUCCUUCUCUCUCUCUGCGUUCAUCCCUCCUUCGGGCUGAGUAGAAGGUUCUGCGGGAUGUGCGUGAACUGACUUAUUCAGGAAAGUGUGUGUGUGUGUGUCAGCGGAGUGUUUGUCACAGUGGUUGAUGGAUUGGGUUUCCGACACACGCACACACACACCAACCACACACCCACACUGACUGUGUGGGGAUCUGUGGAAAGACUGUGAAAGACUACAUGAGAAGAGGGAAAUGUAUCCCCUCUCCUCUUUUGUCCCACCCUCCCAUCUCACCUUCCUUCCUCUCCUCUUUUAUCCCACCCUCUCAUCUCACCUUCCUUCCUCUUCUCUUUUGUCCCAUCCUCCUAUCUCACCUUCCUUCCUCUCCUCUUUUGUCCCACCCUCACAUCUCACCUUCCUUCCUCUCCUCUUUUGUCCCACCCUCCCAUCUCACCUUCCUUCCUCUCCUCUUUUAUCCCACCCUCUCAUCUCACCUUCCUUCCUCUUCUCUUUUGUCCCACCCUCACAUCUCACCUUCCUUCCUCUCCUCUUUUGUCCCACCCUCCCAUCUCACCUUCCUUCCUCUCCUCUUUUAUCCCACCCUCUCAUCUCACCUUCCUUCCUCUCCUCUUUUGUCCCACCCUCACAUCUCACCUUCCUUCCUCUCCUCUUUUGUCCCACCCUCUCAUCUCACCUUCCUUCCUCUCCUCUUUUAUCCCACCCUCCCAUCUCACCUUCCUUCCUCUCCUCUUUUGUCCCACCCUCCCAUCUCACCUUCCUUCCUCUCCUCUUUUGUCCCACCCUCUCAUCUCACCUUCCUUCCUCUCCUCUUUUGUCCCACCCUCCCAUAUCACCUUCCUUCCUCUCCUCUUUUAUCCCACCCUCUCAUCUCACCUUCCUUCCUCUCCUCUUUUGUCCCACCCUCCCAUCUCACCUUCCUUCCUCUCCUCUUUUAUCCCACCCUCUCAUCUCACCUUCCUUCCUCUCCUCUUUUGUCCCACCCUCUCAUCUCACCUUCCUUCCUCUCCUCUUUUGUCCCACCCUCACAUCUCACCUUCCUUCCUCUCCUCUUUUAUCCCACCCUCCCAUCUCACCUUCCUUCCUCUCCUCUUUUGUCCCACCCUCCCAUCUCACCUUCCUUCCUCUCCUCUUUUGUCCCACCCUCUCAUCUCACCUUCCUUCCUCUCCUCUUUUGUCCCACCCUCCCAUCUCACCUUCCUUCCUCUCCUCUUUUAUCCCACCCUCUCAUCUCACCUUCCUUCCUCUCCUCUUUUGUCCCACCCUCACAUCUCACCUUCCUUCCUCUCCUCUUUUGUCCCACCCUCCCAUCUCACCUUCCUUCCUCUCCUCUUUUGUCCCACCCUCCCAUCUCACCUUCCUUCCUCUCCUCUUUUAUCCCACCCUCUCAUCUCACCUUCCUUCCUCUCCUCUUUUGUCCCACCCUCACAUCUCACCUUCCUUCCUCUCCUCUUUUGUCCCACCCUCUCAUCUCACCUUCCUUCCUCUCCUCUUUUAUCCCACCCUCCCAUCUCACCUUCCUUCCUCUCCUCUUUUGUCCCACCCUCCCAUCUCACCUUCCUUCCUCUCCUCUUUUAUCCCACCCUCCCAUCUCACCUUCCUUCCUCUCCUCUUUUGUCCCACCCUCCCAUCUCACCUUCCUUCCUCUCCUCUUUUGUCCCACCCUCUCAUCUCACCUUCCUUCCUCUCCUCUUUUGUCCCACCCUCCCAUCUCACCUUCCUUCCUCUCCUCUUUUAUCCCACCCUCUCAUCUCACCUUCCUUCCUCUUCUCUUUUGUCCCACCCUCUCAUCUCACCUUCCUUCCUCUUAUUCCUCAUCGCUCUCUCUAGCUGACACUACAUUGCACUGAACUGAAGUCCAUCCAGUCUGCCUGAUCAUUUAAAUACAGACCAGGCUGUUGAUGUUUAAUAGACAGGCAGUGCAGGACGGCAGCUCAUGCAUUCACCCCUUCUUUUUUAUUAGAUUUUUCUCUCCUCUGUUCUUUUCUUUUGCCUGUGCUGUUUUUCACAGUUCAAUGCAACAUGAAGAUUGUAAUGUAUGUAGAGCUGUGCUCUCUCUCUUCAUCUCGCUUUCUAUCGUUAAUUCUCCUCUCUCUCUCGUUCUCGCUCUAUCUUUGUGGCUAAAUUUAGACCUCACUGUGUUGCGUAGACGGUUAUUGAUUUCUAACAAGAAAAAAAAUCACUUGCUUUAUAUGCAGAGACUGUACAAUUAAUAGAAUAACAGUCAACCACAGCGAUGUCUCUCUCUCGCUGUCUCUCUCGCUGGCUCUCUCGCUGUCUCUCUCUCGCUGUCUCUCUCUCGCUGUCUCUCUCUCUCUCUCGCUGUCUCUCUCUUGCUGUCUCUCUCUCUCUCUCUCUCUCUCUCCUUUCUCUCUCUCUCUCUUACUGUCUCUCUCUCUCUCUUACUGUCUCUCUCUCUCUCUGGUCAUAUUAUCAUGUAUAGAUGAAGACCAGCAGCUAUAAUUCAUAAUUCAGGAUUUAGAUACCAGAUGGUCAAGCUAAUAAUCAGGCCCCUGAAAGGUGUGUGUGUGUGUGUGUGCAUUUGUUUGUGCGUGCAUGUGUCUCACCAUGGCUUUUCAUUGUGUUCCUAUGUGAAGACAACUGUACAAUGCGGAUCCUUUAACUAUCAGUAUCCCAGUAAUAGUAUUAGUACAUUACUGCAUGAGAUGUUGUUACAAUGCUAAUGGUGAUGGUGAUAUCCCGACCAGAGGAAAUCAUCAUCUCUACUAGUUCCCUAUGGGACUGUACACCACACAUUAAGACUGCAGAGUGUGUGUGUGUCGUUGUGUGAGGUACUAGUGGGUAUUUUGCAUUGGCACAUCACAUACACACUCAACAUUUAGCGUUGGCACGCGCGCACACACACACCUGCCAGCGUGGCUGUGUGUGAUGAUAACACCCCUAAAUUAGGAUGGACAGAGCAGAACCCUGGCGAGGAUGGAGUGGUGGAAUAAUAAACAAGUGCCCUCUGAGAGAUGACUGUGUCUCAGUGAGCUCCUGAUUAAUGUCUGGAGAGCGGGAGGGAGAAGGGGAAGGAGAGAGGGAGGAAGAGAGGGAAGGAGAGAGGGAGGAAGAGAGGGAAGGAGAGAGGGAGGAAGAGAGAAGGAUGCAAACUUUGAUGUUUACCGCCAGCUCCUCGAAAUGUCAGCUGGAAUCCAGAAUGGCUGAAAAAAAAGUAUGUGUGUGUAGCUUCCACAUCCCUCUUGUUAUGCUGUACAGUGUAUGUGUGGCUGGGAAUGAGCACCACAAGAAGCUAGUUGCUAAUUGCCGUGACAUUUGACCAGAGAGUUGAAUAACUAGAUGAAUAACUAGUGAGAGUCAGAUGAAUAACUAGUGAGAGUGAUGACGUCACACCUCCUGCUCUGCACACACACACACACACACACACACACACACACACACACACAUACACACACAUCCUGCACUGCUGGGUCAGGGGUUCUAGACAAACUCACUUUUUGUUUUACAUUGUGUGUAAAGCAAUGUUCAUACAGUACAUCCUUAUAGACUAUGUUCAUCAUCAAGGGGGAUGAUAUGUGUGUGACGGUCUCUUGGACACAGUUAAAGACAUCCCCAUCUGGUAUCUAAUCAUGAGAAAGGGUACGUUUUAAAAUGGUACCCUACUGUAUUACCCAUCUAGUGCAAUACUUGUGACCAGAGCCCUAUGUAGGGAAUAGGGUGCCAAUGGGAUGAGGCCUAAGUCAGUGCUGACGGUCUUCUUCCUUUUCUGUUGGGGACAGUCAAGUCAGGGAUGGCUGUGGGCGUUUCUCUGUGCUUAUGAUGAGAGGAGAAAACUACUGUAAAAUUAAGAAUUAAUAUAAGACAAAAUAUCUCCAAAUUGGGUGUUUGCUGGUUUAAAGAGAAUCAUUUUGAGGUAUAGUUUAGAUCGGUAGUUUGCAGACACUAACUGGGUGAAUCAAUUCUGUUGUAUUAUAUCUGCAUGUGGUAAGUGAUUGGUAGCUAGCUAUCUUUUUCAAGAAAAACAAUGGAAAAAAUGACGACGGGGUAAAAAACGAACAGCAAAAUACUUCUCUUCUCUUGUUCUCUUGAUUUCCGUUUUCUGUAUUUAUAUUUUUCUUUCUGACAUCCUAAAAAAUACUUUCACGUUAUGUUCUUUGAAUGUUUGUGUUUUAAUUUAUUUGUGGUUUGCCAAAAUGAAGAUGUUGAAGCAUGUCGCAGGUAUUGUCACAGAAAAAGAGAAAGAAAAAAAUCCUAACUAAGAAUGAUGAUGCUUAUCUGUGUCAGAAGGAGUGUGUUCAGUUGUAUAUUUUGUUGGAGACUUUCAAAGAACCAGAUUAAGAAGGACUAGACAAUGAUGUCAACAUUCUCCAGGAACUAAUUUCACUGGGAGCAGAACUCUAUGGAACCCACUGGAACUGAAGGAUCAAUCGGAAUACUCGGCUCUCACGUGUAUUUCCUACUCUCUUCUGUGAUAUCACUGAUGUCCAUCCUUCUUUUUCUGGUUCCAGACUUCAGUACUGUUCGGGUAGAAGUUGCCCUUAGGCACAGAUCUAGGAUCAGCUUACCCUGCCUAAAUCCUAACCUUCACGAUUAGAAUGGAAUCUGCCCAUAGAUCAGCUUCUUGGGGCAACUUCACCCUACUCCUGACUGAAGUGUCUAGUCCAGGCUGAGGUCAAAAGUUCAAAAGGUGAAAGGUCGUUGCAAGACCAAACAGGAAUGUGCAAUAAAAGUUACAGCUUAUUGAAA
This is a messenger RNA of Salvelinus fontinalis (brook trout), 6446 nucleotides long. RefSeq names its product ubiquitin-conjugating enzyme E2Q-like protein 1. NCBI's taxonomy places the organism in Eukaryota, Metazoa, Chordata, Actinopteri, Salmoniformes, Salmonidae. The record is from RefSeq and is a predicted model, not a curated record. The coding region runs from base 617 to 1477 and encodes 286 amino acids. The transcript is spliced from 3 exons.